UGAAAGGUCACAAACAUGGCGCUGGCCGCCCGUCUCCUACCUCUGCCCCUGCUUUCUCGGCCCCCGCCCGGCCGGGCCACCCGACUCUGGACUGUCGGUACCACCGAGGUGAGGCUGACGCUGACUGAAUUUUGCUGCCUGUGUCGCCGUCGCCUGGGCUCAAGCGCGGCUCCGAUCCCUCGCUGCACUUGGGCCUGGGCAAGCCCGGCGUUGCGUUCCUGGGGCCCCCGAAGGCCCCUUCUCGGCCGGGCAGAACAUCCUCCAGCCCUCGCUUCUUUACCCACUAGUCCCAGCCGCGGCUACAGCACCGAGGAGCAGCCCCAGCCACGCCAGAGAACCAGAAUGAUCAUUCUGGGAUUUUCCAAUCCCAUCAACUGGGUCCGGACUCGAAUUUACGCCUUCCUUAUCUGGGCCUAUUUCGACAAAGAGUUCAGUAUCGCUGAGUUCUCUGAAGGGGCGAAGCAGGCUUUUGCUUAUGUAUCCAAGUUGCUGUCUCAGUGUAAAUUUGAUCUAUUGGAAGAACUUGUAGCCAAAGAGGUGCUGCAGGUAUUAAAAGAAAAGGUUACUUCAUUGUCUGAUAACCAUAAGAAUGCACUUGCUGCAGACAUAGAUGAAAUUGUCUACACAUCAACAGGAGAUAUCUCCAUUUACUAUGAUGAGAAAGGAAGGAAGUUCGUUAACAUCCUGAUGUGCUUUUGGUAUCUGACUAGUGCCAACAUCCCCAGUGAGUCUUUAAGUGGAGCCAAUGUGUUCCAGGUGAAGCUGGGAGAUCAGAGCGUGGAAACUAAACAGCUGCUCAGUGCAAGCUAUGAAUUUCAGAGGGAAUUUACACAAGGAGUAAAGCCUGACUGGACUAUUGCACGGAUUGAACACUCAAAGUUACUGGAAUAAUCUUUCUUGGAAAAAAAUAAAUCAGGGCCUGAACUCUUAAUAACUGUUGUGAAAAACUAAGGAAGACAAGUCUCUGGAUGAUUUGAUUUUAACUUAAUUAAGUCUGUGGAUUACUUUUGUAUUAUUUGGAAAUACUCAGUACAUUGACCUAAUACAAUAAAACAUUUUCCACAGAUUGCUACUGUUCUUUAAAGGAGGUCAAAGGAAAACACAAAACUACAGCACCACAUUGGUGUCCUGUUUAAUAUCAUUCCAAUGCUAUCUAUGUAAAACACACAACUACAACACCACAUUGGUGUCCUGCUGAGUGUCAUUCCAAUGUUUUAUGUGUACAUGUGUCACAGACUAGUUUUAUACAUGUGACUUAUUAAAACUACUAUAUAUCUCUAAAUUAAUGAUCCAAAUUUAAGCCACUGAGCCUAGUAUGUGUGAUCACUAUCCAGAUAAGGACUAGCUAGAACUAUAGCAGCUUGACCUCUGUAGGACAUCCAUGUUUGUUUACAGUUCACAACAGUGAAGAAAUGCAGCCAGCCUAGAUAUCCAUCAGCAAGCACUGGAAUGCAUGAAGAAAAUGUGGCACAUAUACACAGUGGGAAUUUAUUCAGCUGUAAGGAAGAGUGAAAUCAUAUGAAGAAAAUGAAUGAACUGUUAAGUGAAAUGAGUCAGACACAGGCAGUGAUUGCAUGGCUUAUUUGUGGAAUCUAGACUUCAAUUUGUGUUCAUUGGGGAAGGCCGUGAGAUACUAAACGAGGGGUACUAAACGAGGGGCGGAGGAGAUGUUGCGGGAGGAGGAUAAUAGAGCACGUGUGUUGUGGAAUGCAAAGCUUAAGUUGGGGAGAGGGCUGGGGAGGGCGCAGAGCGUAGUUGAGAGACAGAUGAGAAUAACUAAAGUAUAGUGCUGUGUACGGGUGAAGUUCCUAAUGAAACUCAGUACUUGAUAUGUUAAGACACUAAUUUUAAAAGGGGAACUUGAAGCAUAGGAAAGCACAAGAAUCAGGAAUAGAACUGCAUGAAUUUAUGUUUUCAGGACUGACUAUUAGACAAGCCAAGUGGUUUGCUCUUCCCUGGGGAAGACUUUGUCUAACUCAGCAUUUCCUACUUGCCUGUGCAUUAUUGUGUAGAGGAUAGUAUGUUUUUAAAAGAGCUCAUAUGGAGUAGCAUAAUGAAAUUAAUUGGAAACUAGACAGUAUUGCAAAAACAUCUGGACUACAAGAGAAAUACCAUGGGUUGAGGAAUAGGUAUUCCAUACACAGAAACCAAGGAAAGGUGAAUGUAUACUUUUCUCAAAUUUUAAGUGGGAGUUAUUGGGUAAUACCUUUAAACAAUGUCAUAGAGUACUACCUUUUUAGAAAGAUGAAUGUGACAGAAGGCUUUCAGAGAGAAACUGUAAACAGAUUUGUUACUACUAGAUAUGUUUCAGAAUCGCUAAGGACCUUUGGACAAAGUGAAGUUCAAAAAUUGAAAUAUAUAUGUAUAUAUAUAUAUUUCACUUGUCCAUAAAUAUGGAUUUUUACCAAGGUAUCAGAGUAAUUCAAUAAGGAAAAGAAUCUUCAACAAAUGAACAAUUGAUGCUCAUACAGGAUAAGAGCUUUACAAAAUGGACAAUAGACAAAAGCCAAAAGUAGAGAUCCUAGAAAAAAGCAGGAGAAAUUUGCUUGCUGCCUUGGAUAGACAUAAUUCUUUUGGGGAGGGGUGAGGGAUGUGGGCAAUAAUCAUAAGCAGGAAAGGUUUGAUCAAGAUGAAAUUGCUCUUUGAAAGACAGUGGUAAGAACCAAAGGUUCCCAGGUUGUGAGGAAAUGCAUGUAUCUUGCAAAGGCAUAACCAGAAUGCAUAAGUAAUCCUUACAGCUAAAUAAUAACACGCUAAACAGUGUGGCAGAUACUAGGCAGACAAUUUGAAGUAAAUUACUUUAUAACACUAAUAUGUAUAUAGCUGCACCCCAGUCAUCUGGAAUUGCAUUCUGGUAACACAAACUUAUCAGGACAACUUAUGACAACUGCUGCUUUAGUCUUUAUGUCAAUUGCAGUAACCACACUGGAUGUGUCCUCUGACUUUAUUUUUGGGUCAGUUCUGCAGGUACAUGUGGCUUCAUCUGGUGAUGGUCUUCUUAGAGGACCUGUCAGAUAUGGGAACACCUGGGAAUAUGUCUCUGAUCCUUUACAAGAUACCAGGCACUCAUGGUCCCAUCCCAAUGACCCCAUUCAAAGACCUGCCUCCAAAUACUAUUGAUUAAAUUUUGCUUUCUUCAUAAACUAUAAUAGGGAUCAGGUUGCCAUGCGUGAAGUCCAUAAGAGCGUUCUGACUAUGUGCCAACCAACAAAACUGAUGCCAACUGCUGAAGACUUAGACUAACUAGAGAUUGUGUUUAUUGCUCAUAAGAAGGCAAAAAUAUUGCAAGCACUUUAGAAAAGAGUUUGGCAGCUUCUUAUUAAAUACAGACUUACCUUAGGCUCUCUGGUAGUUUGAAUGACAAAUCUCCUGUAUAGGUUCACAUACUAAACAUUCGAUCCCCAGUCAAUGACCUUUGGAAAGGUAUGAACAAAAGGAAUAGAUGUUGAACCUCGGAGGAAGUACAUCACUGAACCGACUUGGAGAGUUUCUAACAUCAUUCCACUUCUACUUUGUGCUCCAUCAUGGUUAAAAAUGAUCUCUCAUCUUCCUACUCUGCUGCCAUCUGUCCUGCCCUCCCCAAACACAGACCAUUAUGGACUCCCUCUGAAACUGUAAGCCAAAAUAAACUCUUGUAGAAGA
This is a messenger RNA of Apodemus sylvaticus (European woodmouse), 3642 nucleotides long. It is a transcript of the gene Maip1, whose product is annotated as matrix AAA peptidase interacting protein 1. Gene Ontology annotation, biological process: inner mitochondrial membrane organization; protein insertion into mitochondrial inner membrane from matrix. The transcript is spliced from 5 exons. Gene Ontology annotation, molecular function: ribosome binding. Lineage: Eukaryota; Metazoa; Chordata; Mammalia; Rodentia; Muridae. The coding region runs from base 16 to 891 and encodes 291 amino acids. The record is from RefSeq and is a predicted model, not a curated record. Gene Ontology annotation, cellular component: mitochondrial inner membrane.